Molecule: messenger RNA, 1449 nt
Organism: Dujonia railenensis
Lineage: Eukaryota; Fungi; Ascomycota; Pichiomycetes; Serinales; Debaryomycetaceae
Source: the annotation of a GenBank genome assembly
AUGUCUGCUAAUGAUAAAUAUGCCACUCCAUUAUCUUCAAGAUAUGCAUCUGAAGAAAUGUCUAAGAUCUUCUCUCUUAGAAAUCGUUAUUCCACUUGGAGAAAGCUUUGGUUAAACUUGGCUAUCGCUGAAAAGGAAGUUGGUUUAAGCAUCAUCACUGAUGAAGCCAUUGAGCAAAUGAAGGCUAAUUUGGAAAUCUCAGAUGAACAAAUUGACGCUGCUACCAAGGAAGAAGCCAUUGUUAGACACGAUGUCAUGGCUCAUGUCCAUGUCUUUGGUGACCUUUGUCCAGAAGCCUCUGGUAUUAUUCACUUGGGUGCUACCUCUUGUUUUGUCACUGAUAAUGCCGAUUUGAUUUUCUUGAGAGAUGCCUACGACGUCUUGAUUCCAAAGUUGGUCAAUGUUAUUGACAGAUUAUCUAAAUUUGCUUUGGAAUACAAAGACUUACCUGUUUUGGGCUGGACCCAUUUCCAACCUGCUCAAUUGACCACCGUUGGUAAGAGAGCUACAUUAUGGAUUCAAGAAUUGCUCUGGGAUUUAAGAAACAUGGUUAGAGCCAGAAACGAUAUUGGUUUGAGAGGUGUCAAGGGUACCACUGGUACUCAAGCUUCAUUCUUAUCCUUAUUCCACGGUGACCAUGACAAGGUUGAAGCCCUUGAUGCUAGAGUUGUUGAAUUGCUCGGAUUCGAACACGUUUACCCAGUCACUGGUCAAACUUACUCUAGAAAGAUUGACAUUGAUGUUCUUUCCCCAUUGGCUUCCUUAGGUGCCACUGCCCACAAGUUUGCUACCGAUAUCAGAUUAUUGGCCAACUUGAAGGAAAUUGAAGAACCAUUUGAAAAAUCCCAAAUCGGUUCAUCUGCUAUGGCCUACAAGAGAAACCCAAUGAGAUGUGAAAGAGUCUGUUCUCUUGCUAGACACUUGGGAGGCUUAUUCAAUGAUGCUGUUCAAACUGCUUCUGUGCAAUGGUUUGAAAGAACCUUGGAUGACUCUGCCAUCAGAAGAAUCACUUUACCAUCUGCUUUCUUGACCGCUGACAUUGUUUUAUCUACUUUACAAAACAUUACCAGUGGACUUGUUGUCUACCCAAAGGUUAUUGAAAGAAGAAUCAUGGCCGAAUUACCAUUCAUGGCUACUGAAAACAUCAUCAUGGCCAUGGUUGAAAAGGGUGGUUCAAGACAAGACUGUCACGAAGAAAUCAGAGUAUUAUCGCACCAAGCAUCUGCAGUUGUCAAACAAGAAGGUGGUGAUAAUGACUUGAUCCAAAGAGUUAAGAACACCAAGUAUUUCGAACCAAUCUGGAAUGACUUGGAAGGUUUGUUAGAUCCAUCUACUUUUGUUGGUAGAGCUCCACAACAGACUGAAAAAUUCGUUAACGUUGACGUCAAGAAGGCAUUAGAGCCAUUCAAGCAAUUCAUUAACGAUGAAAAGGUUUCAUUAAAUGUUUAA